AUGUUGUAUCCCCAUCUUCAUCUCCUUGAUUUUGGCUGGGAAUUCUGCCCUGUCUUUCACCUCAUUGUUAUACUCCCAUUUUGCCUUUGUUUUCUACACCGCCAGAUAUUAUUGACACUAACAUCGCGUCCGUACUCCAGCGCCUCUGUAAACCCCCCAACAGAAAGCACAUUUAGCUUCACCCCAAUUAAGGCUCUGAGCGCCCUGCCUAGAUUGUGGGAUCGCAAGCCUUCGACCCCUGUGCGCGCCGGAGACAAAUCACGAAAGUUGUGGAAGCGCAUUCGCUUCCCAUUUGGCGGUAUGAAGACUGAAACAGAAGGCAAGAGUACUGUCAUUGGUGCUUCUAAGAGUUCGGACUACCAGCGUGGUGUUAAGCGCCGAUGCGUGGAUCCGACCGAUGCAGAAGAGACUGAGUUGGAACAACGCGGUCGCUCGUUCCUGGAAACCAAAUGGGAGAUGCAAGCCGCUCGAAAGAAACGCAAGAUGCCCGAAUUCAAUUUCAACAUCCACAACGAUACACCCCAGGAAGUUUUCGGCUUUACUGGCAACCAGUCGGCUAGUAAUGACGUUGCUAUGAACAAUUCUCCUCAGCCGCUCAGCGAUAUGUGGCAGUCUGUCAAGACACCGGUCUACAAUGAUGCUCUGGCCAACACAGACCUCAACGCGACCGACGCAAAGUCUGGCGAAGAUCUGCAGUCUGAAUCUCCCGAUCAAGCCGCGCCCGUGAUUGAUCAAGCGGCAGAGGAUAAGGUGGAAACUGUACCCGCUGCAGAGUCUGUGCAAGACCUCACACAGGAGCAGGAAGUGAAGCUGGUACGAUCUGCAUUGCGUAGCUCCCUGGAUGGCGAGGAUGCGGAGCUGCUCAAUGAUUUCCUGUCGAGGGCUAAGGCUAAGCGCGCCGCCAAGGCAUCGCAUCCUGAAGAUGCCGACCAAGCAGAGACAUCCUCUAGCAUGGAAGAAUCACCCGAAAUUGAACGCUCAACACCACGGGCGCGUCGUGUGUUGGAAGACUUGACCACCAACUCACCUUCACCCGUCAAAAUCCAACUUUCACCAAGUAAGCAUGACGUCAAAAUUGCUACUAUUGGUGCAGACCAGGCACAGGAAGAGGUCCUCAACAAAGAAGUCAUGGAAGAGCCAGCUCCAUCAAGCCCUGGAUGUCGCCGAAGCACUCGCGCCAAGGCUUCGAAUGCUCCUUAUACUCCAUCUGUGCGCAACACUAUCUCGCUCCGCCGCGCGAAAGGUACCGAGUUUAUAUUCCUGCAGCGCACCGAUGCCCAGCAGAUGGCUUUGGCAACUAAGCGUAACACUCGUCUCAACAAGGGUAAAUCCGUGAGCCCCAAUGUCGCUCUGGAAGCUCUUGCUCAACAGACAAGCGAGGAACAGGCUGUCGCCGAUGAGCACCAGCGUUCAUCUCGCAUUCACAGCUCGAAGAAGCAAGUGUCAUGGAAUGAGGAGCGCAUGGCUGAGUAUGAAGAGUACACAGAAGCCCCAGAGUACGUUGAGGAGGAAGAAGGCGAUCAAUGCAAAGAUGACGUCGGCGCAACACCUCGUCCACGAGCAGAGAGCAAGCGCUCAGCAAAGAAAGCAGCACCCGCCCAGCGCAGCAGCCGUCGUCAGACAGAGAAGGCAGAGCGAACCGGGGAGAGUGGGGCCAGCGAUCCAACCGCGCAGGCUAGUACUGCAACCCCGCGCUCACGCCGGGUGAGGCGCUUGGGCGAUUUGGGAAAGAUGGGCUCAGGCACCCCUGUCAAGACCGGCCGCAGCACAACCAAGCCUACCGCAGCCUCGGCACCCGUGGAGGCAGCCCCCUCCACACCCACUAAGGGCCGCCGCAAGGUUACUCCCAAGUCCCCCAGCUUGUCCAAGCUUCCUGCGCCAUCCAAGGGUGCUAAAACACCCUCAGACCAAUCUUUCGUCAGCGGCAUUCCUACCCGCAGCACGAAAGGCACAGAUGAUUCUUCCCAGAGUAUGCUCCAGGCCAGCGCUGGGUGCACCCCAGCCCGUCGGAUGCGGUCGAGAUCUUGA
Molecule: messenger RNA, 2028 nt
Organism: Penicillium salamii
Lineage: Eukaryota; Fungi; Ascomycota; Eurotiomycetes; Eurotiales; Aspergillaceae
Source: the annotation of a GenBank genome assembly